AUGGAAGGGGAUGCUGCUGAGGGAUCAUUUGCCGAUUCUAACGAAGAAUGUAAGAUGGUUUUAGUAGUCCGUACUGAUUUACAAAUGGGUAAAGGUAAAGCUGCUGCCCAGUGUGCACAUGCUGCUGUUGCCUGCUAUGAGUCAGUUUCCAAAACAAAUCCCAAGCUUUUAGCAAGGUGGAGAAGAACUGGGCAGGCUAAAGUCACAUUACAGUCCAAGAGCGAGGACGAAAUGCUACUCCUACAGGGAAUUGCAGCAAGCAAAGGAAUUACAGCCAAGGUUAUUCAUGAUGCUGGUAGAACUCAAAUAGCAGCCGGAUCAAUGACAGUUUUAGGUGUUGGACCAGCACCCAAAUCUGCUAUAGACGAGGUAACUGGCCAUCUGAAGCUGUACUAG
Sugiyamaella lignohabitans is the source of this 396-nucleotide messenger RNA. It is a transcript of the gene PTH2, whose product is annotated as Pth2p. The coding region runs from base 1 to 396 and encodes 131 amino acids. NCBI's taxonomy places the organism in Eukaryota, Fungi, Ascomycota, Dipodascomycetes, Dipodascales, Trichomonascaceae. The transcript has a single exon. The record is from RefSeq and is a predicted model, not a curated record. Gene Ontology annotation, cellular component: mitochondrion; cytosol. Gene Ontology annotation, molecular function: peptidyl-tRNA hydrolase activity.